Saxophila tyrrhenica is the source of this 1656-nucleotide messenger RNA. RefSeq names its product ATP-binding cassette transporter CGR1. The transcript is spliced from 2 exons. Gene Ontology annotation, molecular function: 2 iron, 2 sulfur cluster binding; 2-methylcitrate dehydratase activity. The record is from RefSeq and is a predicted model, not a curated record. The coding region runs from base 1 to 1656 and encodes 551 amino acids. Gene Ontology annotation, cellular component: mitochondrion. Lineage: Eukaryota; Fungi; Ascomycota; Dothideomycetes; Mycosphaerellales; Extremaceae.
AUGUCCUCCCUCGCCGCCCGCAGCGCCCUCCGGACAGCAGCACGCAGUGUCCAGCGAACAGCCACUCCGCUCCGCUCCACCUCCAUCCUCGCCCAAAAGUCCUUCUCGCAGCAGCCCGCCAGACAGUCGCAGAGUAUACGGGCCUUCUCAGCUUCAAUGGCUCCCAAAUCCAACCUGCCCGACCAGGCGGUGAAGCAGGACUACGACUACGAGAUCAAGGACACUGCGCAGUAUGUGCACAACUACAAGGUUGAUUCCGAGCUUGCGCUUGACACUGCCCGCUUCGUCUUCCUAGAUACUCUCGGCUGCGGUCUGAAAGCCCUCGAGUUCCCUCUAUGCAAACAACUCCUCGGACCGGUUGUUCCUGGCACACAAGUCCCCAAUGGCACCCGCGUGCCAGGGACACCCUACGUCCUCGACCCAGUGUUGGGAGCUUUCAACAUUGGAGCUAUGAUCAGAUGGCUGGACUUCAACGACUGUUGGCUGGCAGCUGAGUGGGGACACCCAUCAGACAACCUGGGUGCCAUCUUGUCCGCUGCCGACUACAUCAACAGGACCAACCAGUCUGGUUCGCAGAAGAUCAACGGCGGCAAGAUUUUCACGGUCAAGGACGUUCUUGAGGCCAUGGUCAUGGCACAUGAGAUCCAGGGUUGCAUGGCUCUGGAGAACAGCUUCAACAAGGUCGGUCUGGACCACGUCGUACUGGUCAAGGUUGCGUCAACCGCAGUGGUAGCAAAGAUGUUCGGCCUCGACGAAACUCAAACCCGCGACGCCAUCUCGCAAGCCUGGGUCGACGGCCAGUCCCUCCGAACGUACCGUCAUUCCCCCAACGCUAUGUCCAGGAAGUCCUGGGCAGCCGGAGACGCCUGCGAGCGCGCCAUCAACCUCGUCCUCAAGGUCCAGCGCGGCGAGAAGGGUGUCCCCACCGUCCUCACCACCCCCGUCUGGGGCUUCUACGACGUCAACUUUGGCAACAAGAACUUCCGCUUCCAGCGUCCCUACGGCUCCUACGUGAUGGAGAACGUGCUCUUCAAGGUCUCCUACCCCGCCGAGUUCCACUCUCAAACCGCGAUCGAAGCUGCACAGCGCUUGAACAAGAAGCUGAAAGCCAUGGGCAAGACCGCUGAGGAUAUCGAGGAGGUCACUAACCGCACGCAUGAAGCCUGCAUCCGCAUCAUCGACAAGCAGUUCAAGCCCAUGGAGAACUACGCCGACCGUGACCAUUGCGUACAAUACAUGUGCUCCGUGAUGUUCAACUACGACCGCCUGGAAGCAACAGACUACAACGACGACUCCGAAGCCGCCAACUCCCCGCUUGUAGAGUCCCUGCGCCAAAAGAUCAAGUGCGUCGAAGACCCGCAGUUCACCGCCGACUACCACGACCCGGAGAAGCGGACGAUCUCGAACGCGCUCACGGUCCGACUAAAGGACGGCACGGUGCUGGACGAAGAGGUCGUGGAGGCGCCGCUCGGACACCGCUUGAGAAGAGAAGAGGCCAAGCCGGAGAUCCUGGCCAAGUACAAGAGGCAUAUCGAGCCGCAUUUCUCGGCGGAGCAUACAAAGAAGCUGGUGGAUUUGGGGAAUGACCCGCAGACGUUGUAUGGGAUGCCGGUGCAUGAGUAUGUGGAUUUGUAUGUUAAGGAUCAGGUGUUGUAG